AGCCAAGAAAUUGAAACAGUUGCGUGGAAUGCCAAUUGGUCAAAUUCAAUGCAGGACUUUCUGAUUGGUUAGUCCAGUGGAAAAACUCCGAGCGCCGAUCGCUAGGAGGUUAGGUUGCCAAUCUGAUAACUUUGUAACCGCAGCCGAAAUCCAUGUGAUUUAUAUAGGUUAUCAUCAUAUAAACAAGUUUCAAACUGCAAUUUAUUUUUCGCUUGUAAAGUUGCGAGAUUUUUUUAAUACGUUUCUUGUAAAUAAAAUUUGUGAAGGAUGAAGGAGAUCCCUCUUACAAACUGCGAACGAAUUUUUAUAAACAGAUGUAUAGAGGAGGAAACGAGAUUAGACGGCCGAAAAUUGUUAGAACCACGUUCGGUAAAGAUUUAUUUCGGCUCCAGUUGGGGAUGUUGUAUGGUGUCUCUUGGACACACAAGAGUAGUAACGCAAGUGUCGUGCGAUAUACAACAGCCAAAAGCAUCCCGUCCCAACGAAGGCACGAUACGCAUAAACGUCGAGCUCGCUCCAUUAGCGGCGCAGCACUUCGAGAGCGGUAGACCGUCCGAAGCGGCUAUACUAAUAAGUAGACAGCUGGAGAAAUGUUUUAAAGAUUCAAAGUGUGUAGACUUGGAAUCUCUCUGUAUUGUAGCAGAUAAGAAGGUGUGGAAUUUGAGAAUCGACGUUAAUGUCAUAAAUCAUGAUGGUAAUCUGAUAGAUUGCGCUUCUGUAGCAACACUUGCUGCUCUUAUACAUUUCCACAGGCCAGAUGUCACUUCCACUGGCGAGGAAGUCAUCAUACAUCCGGCUUCUGAAAAAGAUUUUCUGCCACUGACAUUAUUUCACUAUCCAAUCUGUAUAUCCUUCAUAACUUUCCAAAGUGGCAACACUGUAAUGGAUCCCACUUACUUGGAAGAAAGGGUUGGUGUCGCUGAACUCACUCUUGGCAUGAACUCUUACAGAGAACUAUGUAGUUUGCACUUCGAUUAUUUAACAAAAACUAUGAUAAUUGAGGAUGUCAUAUCCGCUGUUUCUAGUCAUGCGGCGAAUUACGCAACGAAAUUGGUGCAGCAGAUUAAGGAAACAGUAAUGAAGGACGUACAGUCACGGUACAAGAAAGAUGGUAGCAGUGUAUUUAGAUUUAAAGAGAACAUUGAGAUGAAUAAACUGACAACAACUAUUGGUCAACAUAUCAGUAUUAAAUUACGUAAAUGGGACUCAAUGGCUAUAGCCGAAGAUUUUAUGGAUGUAGAGGAUGAGAGUAAAAGUUGUAUCAUAAAAUACAAGGAAGGAUCUGCUGAAUUAAUACCUAUUUUUGAUGAUUCGAUUAAAAAAGAUGAAGAGCUUAGUAGUGACUCUGAUUCGGACGAUCAAGUUCUCGUCACAUCGUCAGAAAAAAAAGAGAUAGAUACAAUAGUUUUAGAUAGUGACUAGAUUCAUUCAAAAAUAUAUAAUAAGUGGAAGAACAAUCUA
Molecule: messenger RNA, 1461 nt
Organism: Solenopsis invicta (red fire ant)
Lineage: Eukaryota; Metazoa; Arthropoda; Insecta; Hymenoptera; Formicidae
Gene: Rrp45
Product: exosome complex component RRP45
Exons: 8
Coding region: 268-1422 (384 amino acids)
Biological process (GO): nuclear mRNA surveillance; exonucleolytic trimming to generate mature 3'-end of 5.8S rRNA from tricistronic rRNA transcript (SSU-rRNA, 5.8S rRNA, LSU-rRNA); TRAMP-dependent tRNA surveillance pathway
Cellular component (GO): nuclear exosome (RNase complex); cytoplasmic exosome (RNase complex)
Source: RefSeq, a predicted model, not a curated record